Messenger RNA from Clunio marinus, 375 nucleotides. The record is from the annotation of a GenBank genome assembly. NCBI's taxonomy places the organism in Eukaryota, Metazoa, Arthropoda, Insecta, Diptera, Chironomidae.
AUGCUUUGGUCAUCUGCCCUUGUCAUGUGUACUGCUGGAGUAUUUGUUCCUUUCAUCAAUCACAAGUUGCCGUAUAAAGUUUGGUUUCCAUUUGAAACUGAUAUAGAAAAGAAUGAACUUGGCUUCUGGGUUGCAUCAUUUCUUGUUGUUUUCAAUUCAUUUUUCGGCAGUGCAAUUGACAUGGCAUUAGACAUUCUACCUGUAACUUUUAUGGCGUUUGAGAUUGGACUCUUGGAUGAGUGUACUGGAGUGUUCACUUUGUCAAUUACUAAAAGUAUCACCGAUUUUAUUAAAAUGACAACGUUUAUGGUGCUUGAAAUAUUCCUUCCUUGCUACAUUGGAAGAUUAAAUCAUGAUCAGUUACCUAUAUCAUAG